Dimorphilus gyrociliatus is the source of this 2425-nucleotide messenger RNA. Lineage: Eukaryota; Metazoa; Annelida; Polychaeta; Dinophilidae. The record is from the annotation of a GenBank genome assembly.
AUAAUAUAGAAGUUAUCGGUCUGUUAAAACAGAAAAAUUUCCCUCCAUCAAUAUGGCUGAAGGAAUGAAUUUAACCGUCUUGCGCCAAAGGGAUCCUUAUAUCGUCCAAAUAGUUGAUACUGCCAGUCAAGUUGCCCUUUACUCCUUUAAUUCCAAAGAUAACGAAUGGGUUAGUACAACACAUGAGAAAAUUGUACUAAAAUACCCGGUUUUCGCCUUUAUUCGCUGAGCUCUUUAUUAUCGAUUACUUAUCAACCAAAUUUUCCGUUAUUUGAUGACCCCAUUAUUUAUUCAUGGAAUUUUCAUUGCAGGAGAAAACUGAUAUUGGCGGAACUUUAUUCGUCUAUUCAAGGUAGCAGUAAAACAACUUAACCUACUGAUGUUAAUUUGAUGAUUUUGUGCAAGAUUGUUACAUUAGCGCUUUAUUUGAUAAUGUUCAUAUUGAUUUUGAUCGCAAUAAGAAAUUUAUCUAAAAUAAAUAAUACUUACAGAAUAAACUGUAAAAGUAGUAUAUUUUCUCCCUUCCAACAACCUACGAUAUGAUGCUAUACUUAAGAAUGACGGCAGAACAGCUAAAUUAUAAGUAGAGCGCACCUGUUUCUGCCAAAACUUACCAUCGGCUUGUUUCUCUAAGCUGACCGACCUUUACUUUGAAAACUUUCAUUAUACUAGAAACUAGUCUGUCGUAUUUUUACUACUUGUUUAUAGAGAAAAUAAAAUGACUAAAUUUCCAUUUUUUCAGAUCGGCUUCCCCAGUCUAUGCAUUCACAAUUUUGAAUCGAAAUGGUCCAGAAAAUCAAACGGAACCAAUUGCUAAUAAUCUUGAAUUCCAGUUGCAAGAUCCGUUUUUGUUGUAUAAAACAUCGAAAGCUAUUUAUGGAAUAUGGUUUUAUGAUAAAGACGAAUGUGCUAGAAUAGGUCAAUUAAUGAACAGUCUAGUUCAAAUUAUGAAUAGGCCACAAGAAGCUGUAGAGGUCCCUAGCGGUGGUAGACAAAGAAGAGCAUCUGAUAGUGAAAGUAUGCAGGCAACACCUGUACGAACCAGCCAAACGAACAUUGACGGAAACAACCCUUCGUCUGGCGUAGAUAUUAUGCAAAUGCUCUCAAGAGCUCAAUCUGAAUACGUAAAAGGUCAAAAAGAAAACAGUAACAGUUUUGCCGCUGUAAAUAAUGUUCCAGUAUCUAUAGAAUCAACGACUCCACCGGUAACCAAACCAAAACCUGUUAAAGCCGCAUCGAAUGAUAUAGCUUCCGGCACACAUUUAAUUCCUACUGCCGCUGACGGUAAUUCGAAAUCGAUUACACUUGAGUCGUUAUUUCAAAACGCCUCUAAAGAGCAGAAUGCGACCGAAGAAAUAGAGGAAAAUGUAAGAAAAACGGCAAAAUUAUUAUUACAAGAUACAAAAUCCGAUCAGCCAUCGAUUAACUCUAAAGAAUCUACUCAACAAAACCUUUUGUUAAGGCGUUCAUUGAACAUGGAGAAUAGUAAUAGUACAACACCUCCAUCAGGCGUUGCACAAAAGUUCAUUACUCCUGCUCAAUUGCAGCAGUCUAGUUUACCAUCAACUGUUUUACCCCCACAUCCUGUAAAUUUGUUGACUCCACUACACACUGGCAUGUCUCCAAACAAUGUCUCUCCGAUGCUAACAACGUCUCCCUUUAAAAAAUCCCUUCUGAUGGACAUGAACGAUAGCGUAAAUUCAUCAUCAUCACCUCUGAUAGCUUCUGUUCCGCCACACAUAUCUCCACUGACGAAGGAUCAAAUGCAGCAGGCAAUACUACACCUCAUAAAGAACGACAGCGAAUUUUUGGAUAAACUACAUGAAGCCUACUUAAACAGUUUGCAAGCCUGUUUAACAAAUCGCAAAAACUAAAAUUGGCCAAGUUGCAUUUAGUUUUCUUUCGUUGUCGAGAUAUUGUUGGUGAAGAGUUCGGGCGUGUCCGUAUAUAUGUUAAGUGUAAGCGCAAACACGUGUUAGUUAUUCGUUGAAUAGUAAGCGAAUUUUUAUCUGUACUUUUUUUCGUUUACUAUUAAUACUUGCGUGAAGCCUCCUAAAACGAGAUAAUACGUCAGCUGUGGAUUAAAAGUUUGCUGAAAAUGUAUUGCUAAUGCCAUCGACUCAAUUUUUGUGUAGUUUAUUUCUAUCCAACUAUCAAUGUAUCAAUUCAUUGACUUGCACUAUAUUUUUUUGUAUAGUUAAUAUGCUUCAUCUCUGAGCCUAGUUCGCAUGUAAUUUCUUUACACAUAAGUAAAAAAAAUGAAGGAAAACUAUAUAAUCUAUAUAUAUACAUAUAUAAUACGUAUAUGCAUAAAUAUAUACAGUAGACGCUUAUAUAUAUAUGUACAUAUAUAUACAUAUAUAAAUUUAUACAUAUACAUAUAUAUAUUAGUAUAUAUAUAUAUAUACAGUAUAUAUAUAUAUAU